Schistocerca serialis cubense is the source of this 939-nucleotide messenger RNA. Its product is annotated as zinc finger protein 723-like. The coding region runs from base 64 to 939 and encodes 291 amino acids. The record is from RefSeq and is a predicted model, not a curated record. Lineage: Eukaryota; Metazoa; Arthropoda; Insecta; Orthoptera; Acrididae. Gene Ontology annotation, molecular function: DNA-binding transcription factor activity; RNA polymerase II cis-regulatory region sequence-specific DNA binding. The transcript has 2 exons. Gene Ontology annotation, biological process: regulation of transcription by RNA polymerase II.
UUUGUGUGUAAGUCAUGUGGUGAGGUAUUGCCCACUGAUGACUGCUUGAAAGAACAUUUGAGAAUGAGGGAGUGUGACCAAGCAUUAUCUGCUACCAACAGUGAGAAACUUCAAUGCAGUGAUGAUCAUGAAAACAAUAUCUCCUUCGAGUGUGUACAAGAAGGAAUCGUGGAACAGACUGAGGAGCCCCCUUCAUACAAGGUACCCAGGAAAACUUUUAAAAAAUCCUUUAAUGACAUAUGUAAUACACUUACUGUGAAAGAAGCUGAAGAGGAAAUCGAAAGAUGUAAUGACUGUGGAAUUUUAUGUUCAAGUGACCAUGUACAUGUCCACACUGUGCUAAGUGCAAAGAGACAUCACAAAUGUGAUGUUUGUGGUAAAAUGUUUACGCAGUUAUGCAAUCUUAAGAAACACAGAUUAAUACACACUGGAGAGAGACCCCACGAAUGCGAUGUUUGUGGAAAAUCGUUUACUGAAAGGGGCAAUCUCAAGAAACAUGAAUUAAUACACACUGGACAGAGACCACACAAAUGCGAUGUCUGUGGAAAAUCGUUUGCUCACUCGGGCCAUCUGAAGACCCACAAGUUAAUACACACUGGACAGAGACCACAUAAUUGCGAUGUCUGUGGAAAAUUAUUUACUCAGUCGGGCCAUCUCAAGACUAGAGGUUUAAUACACACUGGACAGAGACCACAUAAUUGCGAUGUCUGUGGAAAAUCAUUUACUCAUUCGGGCAAUCUGAAGACCCAGACAUUAAUACACACAGGAGAGAAACCCCACAAAUGUGAUACUUGUGGUAAAUUAUUUAAUGUAUUGAGUUAUCUCAAGGCCCACAAAUUAAUUCACAGUGGAAAGAGACCCUACAAAUGUAGUAUUUGUGGAAAAUCUUUUACUCAAUGGGGCAGUCUCAGGAGACACAAAUUAAUACACACUACAUAG